AUGGUUCUUCCAAAAGAUAUUUCAACGGUUUAUAAUGAAAACAUGGAAGCAAAUCAAAAUCUUUUAACGACACAUGCAGACCUUCACAUGACUUUGCUUUACGUGGCUUUUGGUAAAAGUUCAAAUGAUUUUAAUCAAGUUGAUGUUGCACGAUCAUUAAAACAAGCCGAAAAUUUCUUUGACGAUUACACUUUAACUCAAGCUCAGACUUAUGGAGAUGUGCUAUUUUAUCCAUUAGAUGAACAUAGGACAUGUUCUAAACUUGGAAUUCCAACAGAGUAUUGUCCCUGUAUUAAAUAUACCGAAUUAGAAAAUACAAAAGAGAAGGAUGAAAAUAUUAUUAACCGUUUGAUUGAAUUCGCCGUUUCCUUUAUGAAUGAUAAAAUACAAGAAUUUGGAGUUGAAAAGAUAUGUAAUAAAUUCGAUUAUGAUAUAUCCAAAGCUAUAAAUAGAUCGGUUGAAGCAAAUUUUACAUAUGGAGACUUAGAAUAUUACUCUGGAUAUUAUCUACCUUCAACGUCACAAAAUUCAAGAAUUUAUGCUGUUACGGUGAAUGUAAAAUCUUAUCCAGCGAAACUUAAAUUUUCUUCAACAUUUAUUAAUAUUGUAAAUAAAAAUACAAAUGGUCUUACUGUAACUCAAAUAACUUCUUAUAAAGGAGAAUGGGAAGGAAUUUGUAGAAGUAAGAUUUAUAAAAAUAUUAAAAAUGAAAAACAAGACCAAGAAAGUGAAGCAUAUUUAAAACAUUUUUGUUUUUGUUCUAAGAAAUUUUAG
Molecule: messenger RNA, 774 nt
Organism: Funneliformis caledonium
Lineage: Eukaryota; Fungi; Glomeromycota; Glomeromycetes; Glomerales; Glomeraceae
Source: the annotation of a GenBank genome assembly